Mus pahari (shrew mouse) is the source of this 2979-nucleotide messenger RNA. RefSeq names its product zinc finger protein 709-like. Bases 93 to 1760 code for a protein of 555 amino acids. The transcript has 3 exons. The record is from RefSeq and is a predicted model, not a curated record. NCBI's taxonomy places the organism in Eukaryota, Metazoa, Chordata, Mammalia, Rodentia, Muridae. Gene Ontology annotation, biological process: regulation of immune system process; negative regulation of transcription by RNA polymerase II; regulation of cytokine production.
CCGAGGGAGUUUGGGGUCGCUGGACCUCAGGCGGCUGUAGGACCGCUCCACCCUGGAGCCGCGUGAGGCUGCGUGAAGUCCGGAGCUCAGCUAUGGAGUCUGUAUCUUUUGAGGAUGUGGCUGUGAACUUCACUGCAGAGGAGUGGGCUUUGCUGGAUUCUUCCCAAAAGAGGCUACACAGAGAUGUGAUGCAGGAGACCUUCAGGAACUUGGCUGCCAUAGCAAAAAAGCACGAAGACUGGAUCCUUGAAGAUGGCUCUGAAAAUUUAAGAAAAAUUCCUUCCAUUUCAGUUCAGACUGACUAUAAACUAUGUGAGAGUCAAGAAUGCACAGAGAAACCAGGCACAUGUAAGAAGUGUGGGAAAUUCUUUAGUUCUCCCCAAAGUUUUCUGGAACAUAUGAAGAUUCACAAUGAAGAGAAAACUUACAAAUAUAAGCAAACUGAAGACUAUUUUAGCAGACACAAUUUUGUUCAGGGGCAUGAAAAAAUGCAUGCUACAGAAAAGUCCUGUGUUUUAAAGCAAAGUGGGAAAGACUCUCUGACUCUUGCUGGUGUUCAACAACACAUAAUAACACAUAAUCGAGAUGAGCCAUAUAUGUGUAAAGUAUGUGGUAAAGCCUUUUACUCUUCCAGUUCUUUCUUGACACAUAAAAGAAUUCACACUGGAGAACAGCUUUAUAUAUGUAAGCAAUGCGGCAAAACCUUCUCUUAUUCCAGUGGCCUUCGUCGUCAUGAAAGGACCCAUAGUGGAGAGAAACCCUAUGAAUGCAAGCAAUUUCUGAAAGUCUUUCCUUCAUUGAGGAAGGUUGAAAGUCAUGAACAAACUCACAAUGGAAUAAAAUACAUAUGUAAUCAGUGUGGAAUAGCCUUCAGUGAUCACAGUUCCCUUCAGUGCCAUGAAAAGAUUCAUAGUUUAGAAAAACCCUAUGUGUACAAGCAAUGUGGGAAGACAUUCACUUGUUCUAGUGCCUUGCGAAGACAUGAACGAAUUCAUACUGGAGUGAAACCCUAUGAAUGCAAGGUAUGUGGGAAAGCCUUCAUUGAUUGCAGUUCUCUUCAGUGUCAUGAAAGGAUUCAUAGUGGAGAGAAACCCUAUGUAUGUAAGCUGUGUGGGAAAGCGUUCAGUCGUCAGGGCUCUCUGAAGUGUCAUGAAAGAAUUCAUAGUGGAGAGAAACCCUAUGCAUGUAAGCAGUGUGGGAAAGCUUUCAUGCAUCACAAUGCUCUUCGAUACCAUGAACAGAUUCACAGGGGAGAGAAGGCCUAUGGCUGUAAGCAGUGUGGGAAAGCCUUUGUGUUGAGCAGCGCACUGAAAAAACAUGAGCGAAUCCAUAGUGGUUUGAAACCUUGUCUAUGCAGGGUGUGUGGGAAAGCCUUCACGUUUCACAGUUCCCUCCAUUGCCAUGAAAGGACUCACACUGGGGAGAAACCCUAUGUGUGUAAGCAGUGUGGGAAAGCCUUUAUGUAUCACAGUUCUCUCCGUUGCCAUGAAAAUAUUCACAGUGCAGAGAAACCCUAUGUAUGUAAGCUGUGUGGGACAGCCUUCACUUAUCACAGUUCUCUUCAACGCCAUGAAAGAAUCCACAGAGGGGAGAAACCAUAUGUAUGUAAAUUCUGUGCGAAAGCCUUCACUGAUCACAGUUCCCUACGAUGCCAUGAAAGAAUUCACACUGGAGAAAAACCAUAUGUAUGUAAACAAUGUGGGAAAUCCUACAGCACUCAUGGUUCCCUUAGAUACCAUGAAAGGGUGCACUGUGUGUAAGCUACGUUGGAAGUCCUUCUCCUCUUUGAAUAAGUUUUAAUUUCAUUAACUCAAAAGAAAAACAAACAGAAAAACCAUAUGGAUAUAAGAUAUGUGAAUAAGCCUUAACAUGUUCUGGUUCCCUUAAAAAAAAAAAAAAAAACAUGAAUGGAGACACAGUGGAAACUUAUCUCUAAAUAUAGACUAAAGGAAAGCAUCAGAUCUCUCUAGCAGACAUGAUGGCAUAAUGAAUUUAACUUGUAUCAAUGUAAAGCAUGUGGGAUUAUCUCUACUUGUCUCAGUUUACUUCUCAGAAACCACUACAGGGAUGAGGCGAUGUCUCAGUUUUUAUAGUCCUUGCCAUAGAAGCAUGAGAUCCUGGGUUUAAAUCCUCAGCACCCGUAUAAAAGCCAGACAUGAUGGCACAUCCCUGCAAUCCAGUGCCAGGGAGGCAGAGGCAGAAGAGCCCCUGAGGUUUGCUGGUUAGCUGGUCCAUGAUGGCAAUGCACAUGUAUGGAGUUUCCUGUAGAAGCCUAAACGUGGAAUGGAAAUUAGACCAACUUUAUUUUCAGUUUCUUCUAAAACUGCCCGCUGGUUAGUCACAUGGCUUUUAGCUUUAGGGUUAACUCCUGCGUCAAUAUUCUUCAAAUCACUGGACACCUUUGGGCAUCAAGUCAGUUCAGGUCCAAUAAGAGAGUUCUCAAAAACUAAAGUGGAGAAUGAUUAAGGAAGACACCCAACACACAAAAGUCUGGAUUUUCCUACUAGGCUCUUGUCAUUACGUCAACCUCUGGCCUCUAUGUGCAAGUACAGUGUGUGCCCACACAUAUGAACACUCAUCCACACAAUCAUGCACACCACACACAAAAGAACACACCAUAUCAAGAGCUUCCAUUAGAAGAAAACUGUAAGUCUUCAGUUGUCCAGUAUAUCAAAAUACACAGUCAAAACCUUAUAAAUAUAGGUAGAAUUGUCUUUUGUAGCAUAUAAUGUCAUCAAAGUCUGAUGCAAUACGAUUCUGUUAACACAACUAAUGUGAAGAACCUGGUAUAAAAUAAUUUGUGUAGAAUGCUUUAGAAAUUGCAGUCAGUGGCACAUUUGUAGGUAGAUCUGAAUAAUACAGUAUGCUCCUUAUUUUAUUCUUGAAAAGAAAUGUUUUAGUGAAAUUAUUUAAUAAGAUUUACUUAAAUAGUUGCAUGUGCUUAAUCUAUAGUUUCACUGUUAGUAAAGUCAGUUAAUA